Fusarium redolens is the source of this 1513-nucleotide messenger RNA. RefSeq names its product secretory lipase-domain-containing protein. Gene Ontology annotation, molecular function: triacylglycerol lipase activity. The record is from RefSeq and is a predicted model, not a curated record. The transcript has a single exon. Gene Ontology annotation, biological process: lipid catabolic process. The coding region runs from base 26 to 1372 and encodes 448 amino acids. Lineage: Eukaryota; Fungi; Ascomycota; Sordariomycetes; Hypocreales; Nectriaceae.
GACUUUAAUUACAUCAUACUUCACAAUGGCUCUUCAUCGUGUCCUCACUCUUUUGAGUCUUUGGUUAGGCCUGGCUGCAACCGUUCAGGCUCAUAUUUACAAACGAGCUGUUUCUUCUGAACCUCUCCCACCCAGUGAGGAUCCAUGGUAUACCGCCCCAGAAGGCUAUGAGAAUAAAGAACCCGGUACUGUUCUACGUCUACGCCCUGCACCGGGCAACUUGACCCGUAUCACUGGAAACAGUUCUGCGACGUAUAAUAUUCUGUACCGCACGACGGAUAGCCAGUAUAAGCCUACAUGGGCUGUUACGACGCUUUUUGUCCCUAAGCUUGGAGCGAACAGCACUGCUGCGACGCUGUUCAACCAGAGUGCUUUGAUCUCAUACCAAGUUCCCUAUGAUUCAGCAGACGUCGAUGCUAGUCCCAGUUACGCAGUGUACUCGGCCGAUGGCGUUAGUAGUCUUGAACUCUUCAACGCUGCUCUAGGUCUUGGCGUUUUUCUCAGCGUUCCUGACUACGAAGGUCCUCUUGCUUCAUUCACAGCAGGUGUCAUCUCCGGCCACGCAACACUCGACUCAAUCCGCGCUGUUCUUUCUCUUGGUCUAGGUCUUGACUCAACGAGCGCCCGUGUUGCACUUUGGGGAUAUUCUGGUGGCGCGUUGGCUAGUGAAUGGGCUUCUGAACUUGCUGUGCAGUAUGCGCCUGAUCUUCAAGACACUGUCGUUGGUGCUGCGCUUGGCGGUUUGACACCAAAUGUUACUGCUGUCUUGGAUGCUAUUUCCGGCAAAGACGCUGCCGGUCUUGCUCCAAGUUCCAUUCUUGGUUUGACAAGCCAGUAUCCAGACGUACAAAAGUACGUUCUCUCGCAGUUGAAGACCGAUGGAGAAAACAACAAAACCGCUUUCUUGGCUGCAGAGAACUACACCCUUGCUGAAGCAGGCGCUGCUUUUGCAGGAGUCGAUAUCUUCGACUUCUUCAAAGACGGCGAGAAAUUAUUCCGCGAUCCUCGCGUACAACGCAUCGUCAACCGUGAUGGAAUAAUGGGCUACCACGGCGUUCCCCAAUGGCCCAUCUUUGCGUACCAGGGUAUCAAAGAUGAGAUCAGCCCAAUCGCAAACACAGAUAAACUCGUCGAGCGAUAUUGUGCUGUAGGCGCUAAUAUCUUGUAUCAACGAAACACUGUUGGCACGCACUCUCAGAACUUUGUGCUUAAUGCUGCUACAGCUAUUCAGUGGUUGGCUACUGUUUUGACUGGGCAGUACGAUAAGACGUACAAGACUGAGGGAUGUACUAUUCAGAAUGUUACGAGGAAUAGCACUGCUCUUCCGUUGAAGAAGAGGGGUAUGCCUAUGAGAGUUUAUGAUCUGUGGUGAUAGAUAGAAGAGUGUUAUGAUGUUUGGAUCUGGUACUGACAUGAUGGAGUUCUGUGUUACGGUCGAUUGCUUGCUCUACAUAACGUCGUCUAUUAUUCUAUUAGUAAAUAUUAAUGCUAUUUCUAUGCUGAGACUUUCUAU